Molecule: messenger RNA, 5610 nt
Organism: Nothobranchius furzeri (turquoise killifish)
Lineage: Eukaryota; Metazoa; Chordata; Actinopteri; Cyprinodontiformes; Nothobranchiidae
Gene: adamts18
Product: ADAM metallopeptidase with thrombospondin type 1 motif, 18
Biological process (GO): extracellular matrix organization; proteolysis
Cellular component (GO): extracellular matrix
Molecular function (GO): metalloendopeptidase activity
Source: RefSeq, a predicted model, not a curated record
UGAUGCGGUCAGCUGAUUGGCUGCCUGCAGCUGACUUAUGCUCCAUCCUGCACGCCGAUUCUCGCAGAGCCGGACUGAGAGCUCCCAGUUAGCACUCCUCCUGGUUACCUCCUCACACACACACACACACACACACACGCUCACACACUCAGACACACACGCGCGCACACAGACACACUCAUGAGUCGCGGCUGCACGCACCACCGUCCGCUGAAACCGGCUGAUUUCACCUGAAAGAGCCGCGCGUCGGGACACCAAACUGCACUAUGCGUCACCGCAGGUUAUUAUCGCUUUUGCGCUCUUUUAGGAGGUAACCGAGGAGGUGUCACGCGCAUCACUAUGGAUUGCCUUUUUCUUCUGAUAUGGUGUUUACCCAUGAUGCCGCUGGCCGGCUGCACCCCAGUCAAGCUGCUCUCCACCCUGUUGACCUGGAGCUUCUUCAAGACUCUGCACAUCUACUGCACACACGCCUCCCACUCUGCUCCAGCCAGCUCUUCUUCCAUCCACAGCCACGGAUUAAACCAUGACUACGUGUUUGUGACGCCUGUGGAGGUGGACGCUGAUGGCUCAUAUUUGACCCACGAUAUAGCCAGGAGAAGUCAUCGCAGCAGGAGGUCCCUGUCUACGUCUUUGCACUACCGCCUCUCUGCCUUUGGGCAGGACAUGCACCUGGACCUGCGUCCGUCUUUUGUGGUUGGCCCGGGAUUCUCCAUUCAGACCAUCGACUCAGAUGGCAUCUCCACGGUGACGGGUGAUGAGAGGUUUCACCACUGCCUGUAUCAGGGAUUUAUCCGCAACCUGUCAGCCUCUUCAGCAGCCAUAUCCACAUGUUCUGGACUGUCAGGUUUGAUUCGUGUCUCUAAGGAGGACUACCUAAUAGCUCCACUACCUCAACAUCUAGCCAAGCAGCACAACUACAGCACCCCUGAUGGUCACCAUCCACAUGUGGUUUACAAGCGCUCGGCAGAGCAUGUUGUUCACCGAAGAUCCUUCACAUCGGAAAGUCUUCCUCUUCACCAUCAGCAGCAACAAAAGCAUCAUGACUACCAACAUGGAAAGCUGCAGAGGCAACACUUCUGCGGACGCCACAAGCAAUAUGCUCCCAAGCCUCCUGUAGAAGAUCCAUUCAUCAUGCCUGAUGAGUUCCCUAUGCCGGAGGUGGAAGAGCCAGGGCGGGCAAAGAGGUCUCCCAUCGACUCCAACAGGGUGGGAGGUCUGAAUGUGGAGACCGUGGUUGUGGCAGACAGGAAGAUGCUGAAGAACCACGGCAGGGAGAAUGUCACCACCUACAUCCUGACCGUCAUGAAUAUGGUUUCCAGUCUUUUCAAAGAUGGCACUAUUGGGACAGACAUUAAUAUUGUUGUUGUCAGCUUGUUGCUGCUGGAACAAGACCCUCUGGGAUUAAAUAUCAAUCACCAUGCUGACCAGUCCCUCAACAGUUUCUGUCAGUGGCAGUCAGGUCUUGUGGGGAAAGGAGGAAAACGGCAUGACCAUGCCAUACUACUCACUGGACUUGACAUUUGUUCCUGGAAGAACGAGCCCUGUGAUACUCUGGGUUUUGCUCCCAUCAGUGGCAUGUGCAGUAAAUACAGGAGCUGCACCAUCAAUGAGGAUACAGGACUGGGCUUGGCCUUCACCAUCGCUCACGAGUCUGGACACAAUUUUGGGAUGAUCCACGACGGAGAGGGGAACCCUUGUCGGAAGACAGAAGGCAACAUCAUGUCUCCCACCUUGGCUGGAAACAACGGGGUCUUCUCGUGGUCCACCUGCAGCCGACAGUACCUCAGCCGCUUCCUUGGAACAGCCCAGGCGUCCUGCCUUGGGGACGAGCCCAAGCAAAUUGGUCAGUACAAGUAUCCUGAACAGCUUCCUGGUCAGCUGUACGACGCAGACACGCAGUGCAAGUGGCAGUUUGGGUCCAAGGCCAGAUUGUGCAGUCUUGAUUUUGUCAAGGACAUCUGCAAGUCACUGUGGUGUCACCGCGCAGGCCAUCGGUGUGAGACCAAGUUCAUGCCCGCUGCAGAGGGAACCAGCUGUGGUCCAGACAUGUGGUGUCGGAGGGGUCAGUGUGUUAAAUACGGAGAGCACGGUCCCAGAGCCAUCCAUGGUCAGUGGUCAGCCUGGUCCCAGUGGUCCGACUGUUCCAGAACUUGUGGAGGAGGGGUCAUGUACAGGGAGCGGUCCUGCAGCAGCCCGAGACCACAGAACAAUGGUAAAUUUUGCCCAGGCCCAAGUCGCCUCAACCAUCUGUGUAACACUCGCUCAUGCCCCACCAGUGCCAUUGACUUCCGGGCCCAACAGUGUGCCGAGUACAACAGCAAACCCUUUAGGGGCUGGUACUACAAGUGGAAGCCUUACACCAAAGUGGAUGAUGAAGACAUAUGUAAGCUGUACUGCAUUGCCGAAGACUAUGACUUCUUCUUUGCCAUGUCCAGCAAAGUUAAGGAUGGCACCUCCUGCUCUGACCACCAAGGAGAUGUCUGCAUUGAUGGAGUGUGUGAGGCUGUGGGUUGUGACCAGAUUCUGGGCUCUAAGGCCUCUCUGGAUGCCUGUGGGGUCUGUCAGGGAGACAACUCAACUUGCAAGUUUGUCAAGGGCCAGUACUCGCUUCAGCACCAAGCUAACGAGUAUUAUACCAUGGUGACGGUUCCAGCUGGAGCUCAAAGCAUUCAUAUUCAGGAAAUGGAGGUGUCUACUAGCUACCUGGCCGUCCGGUCCCUGAGGAGGAAGUACUAUCUGACCGGUGACUGGAUGGUUGACUGGCCAGGAAAGUUCUCCUUUGGUGGGACCGUGUUCGACUACCAGCGCUCUUUCAACAAGCCAGAGAGCCUGUAUGCCGCUGGACCUACUAAUGAGUCUCUGGUGUUUGAAAUCCUUCUACAGGGAAGGAACCCGGGUGUGGUGUGGGAGUACACUCUGCCGCACACUGAGAGGAAACCGGAGUACAGCUGGGGUGUGGCGCGCUCCGACUGCUCAGCUCCAUGUGCCGGAGGUCGGAUCUCAACCAAGGCGAUCUGUCUGCAGGACCAGAGGACCCAGGUCAACUCCAGCAUGUGUAAUCCCCUCACCAGACCCACACUGGGAUCCCAUCUGUGCAACACCCAGCCCUGCCCUGCGUACUGGACCACAGGAGACUGGGGGGCCUGCAGCCGUUCCUGUGGUGGAGGUCAGCAGACCAGGACAUUGCGCUGCUUGAGGAAGGUGACCUACCAGAGGGAGGAGGUGGUGGCUCAUUCCCUCUGCCCCUCCAUCUUUCCAGCCCAGGUCCAGCCGUGCCACAUCCAGGCCUGCCCUCCAGAGUGGAGCACUGGAUCUUGGUCUCAGUGCUCUAAGUCCUGCGGCCGUGGACUAAGGAAGCGAAGCGUGUUCUGCCGCAGCACUGAUCCGGGGGCCAAUGCGGUGGUGGUGCCUGACAGCAUGUGCAGGCAGCACCACAAACCCAAAGCCCAAGAGACGUGUGUCCUGCAGCGUUGCCCCAAAAACGAGAAGCUACAGUGGAUUCUUACCCCCUGGGGAGAGUGCUCCAGGUCUUGUGGAUCAGGCAUCCAGAGGAGAGAGCUUCGCUGUGGGGAGAGAGACUCACAGGAAGGGUAUGUUGAAUACCCCAUACGGAGGUGCAGAAAUAUGGCCAAGCCAUUGGUGGAACUUCAGCAAGUUUGUAACCGAGGUCUGUGCCCAGAGGUCCCGCAGGCAGUCCCUGGCAGAACAACCUCCAGCGCCAUGGGUUUGGGCUGGUACUCUUCUCCCUGGCAGCAGUGCUCUGUGUCCUGUGGAGGAGGAGUUCAGACUCGAACCAUCCAGUGUCUGCGGCAUGGUCUCCCCUCAGCCGGCUGCCUGCCCCACCAGAGACCUGCCACUUCAAGAGCGUGCAACACACACUUCUGUCCUGCAGCUCCCCUGGCUCCGGUACAACGCCCCAGCAACCGUGUCUCAGCUGCUGGGUCAACACUGAAAGAUGAGCGGUGCGCUGACCUCUUCAGCUGGUGCCACCUGGUUCCCCAACACGGCGUUUGCACCCAUAAGUUCUACGGACAGCAGUGCUGCAAGUCCUGCUCCAGCAGGAAGCCGUAGAGCUCUGUCACCCGAGAGUCGGCGCCUUGGAGCUUCUGAAGGAAAUGCUGUCACCGAGGCUAUUUGCCCCACCCUCCAUCCCUCCCUCACACACACUCACACAGAACUGUGCAUAAACAUGUGUGUUUUCCUCCUGGAGUACUUGAUCAUUGUGUGGAGAGAAUGCGUGGACUCUUUAAGAGAAUGGCACGGCCUCACCCAGCCAGAGACGAUGAGAAUCCCAUCUGAAGACUUUGUAAUAUCUAAAUGUUGUCUUUUGUCUUUUUCUCCUUUUGAAACCUCCGAAACAAGAACUGAACAUAGUGUUUAGCCUCCUUAGAUGUUGUGUAUUUGAAGGCAUCAGGUUAAAAUGCCUUUUUAAGUUAUUUUGGAGUUUCUGACGUUACAGCUCGUUCAGGCUCACGUCGGACCAGUCCCGUGUUUUUAUCCGCGUUUGAAUCCAUGUGUUGAGAUUCUGGAGGCGGCGUCGGUAAUCAGCGAUCACACGCUAUCUGCUCGUUGUGUUUGUUCCUGCUGAAUCACAAGAGGGCCCUGUUUUAUUUCCAUUCCAUUCACGGAGAAGUGAUGAAAACGUCUUUCUGCAUCAGUGAAACAUUUUACUCAGCUGUGGCGUAACGGUCAUCCUCAUCGCUCUCGUAUCACUGCAGUAAACAACUUGACCGUCUAUCCGUCUUUCCUUACUUCCCCGUAUUCUCUCCGUCAAUUGCAGGCAAAACAAGGUGAAUAAUGAGCUGCAGGCCUCGGGGAGAGGAGAAGAGGGUGAAGAGGGAGAGAAGAGGAUGAUUGCAGGGCGAGCGUGGGUGCGGCGGAGAUGACAAGUGCUUGUUAAGAGAAAACGAUGUCGGUUGUGUUUUCCACAGAAGUCUGGUCAAAAUGUGGAGGCAGAGCUUGAGAUGAGAGGUGGCACGCCCAUGGCAGCCUCGAUGCUCACAAAGACCUCGCUGUCCUCCUGAAAACUGGUUAACUCUGGUUUAGUGCAGAGUUCACGUCUCGGUCCAACAACCUUUACAUGUUUCUGGCCUUUUCCUCCAUUCCCGUCACAGCAUGGUGUGUUUUAUAUGAAAGGACUUAGAUUUGAUUUAAACGCAUCAUUGUUAUGACGGAAUGAAAGCCAGACUAUAUAGUUUGUUUGGGUUUAAUCAUAAUAGCUUAAAAUCUCAACCAGACUCAAAUGUUUUGUUUUGCCAUUAUAAAAUUUACCAGAAUUAGUAGAAAAUUCCCUGAGAUGAGACGCAUUCGUACAUUUUGGAUUCAUUAACUUGUUUACAAAACCACAUUCAAAUAAAAUAAUUAUUUUCAAACGAAUGCUUUUUAUUUUAUUGCAUAAAAAUGUGAAUCCACCGUUGGCUCCAUGAACGCAUCAGGAUGAUUGUGUUGGAUCUUGUUCCAGUGGUUGCAACAUUUUCUAAUGGAAUUUUUAAAAGUACACCCGAUGAAAACCUAAAUAACACUUCUGGAAUCCAUUUGUGUGAAGAUGCCAUUUUUUUCGCUUCCAACCAUGUUUUAAAUGCAAUAUGUGAUCAAAAGACAGAAAAAUGA